Synchytrium microbalum is the source of this 1248-nucleotide messenger RNA. RefSeq lists its product as uncharacterized. The transcript has 6 exons. Gene Ontology annotation, molecular function: protein binding. Bases 1 to 1248 code for a protein of 415 amino acids. The record is from RefSeq and is a predicted model, not a curated record. NCBI's taxonomy places the organism in Eukaryota, Fungi, Chytridiomycota, Chytridiomycetes, Synchytriales, Synchytriaceae.
AUGCCUUACUAUGUGCCAAUCUUUCCAGCUAGCAGCGUUCAGUUGAUUGUCGCAUGUAAAGAACGGGGUAAUGAGGCAUACUCUAAAGCAAAGUAUCCGCAGGCGAUUCAGGAGUAUACAAAGGGAUUAUCGUACUUUACCACUACAGCUUCACCUUCUCUAUCAGCAUCCUCCGAAGAUGUCAAGGAUUCCAGUGAUCCAGUUCACCUACUGACGUCGCUGCUCAGCAAUCGCAGCGCUUCGUAUCUUGAAUCUGGCAAGAUGGAAGAAGCUUUUGCCGAUGCCGACGAGGUGGUCAGGCUACGGCCUCACUGGGUGAAGGGCUACUUUCGGAAGGGCGAGGCCUUAGCUGCUCUGAAACGGUAUCCUGAAGCGCUGGAUGUAUACCAGGAGGCUCGGAAACGGGACAAGAGCAGUAAACCUAUUGUGCAGAGGCUCGUUAAGAUGAACAUGCUGAUUGAUAAUAUGAAUCGGGGGUUGGUUAUACAUCAACUGCUUUCAGGUCGCGAAAUAUGUCAAAAGAGUGUAUUCUCACCUAUAAACAGCCUCAUAUACGAUUUCGCUCAUCAGCUACGAAACUUUAUAUACGUUGUCGCUGAUAUCAAGUCGAAGGACUGCGUUCUCGUGGACCCUUGUUGGGACAUAGAUGGUAUACUGAAAUUUGUCAAGAACGAAGGUCUGAACGUCGUAGCUGCUAUAGCGACUCAUCAGCACGUUGAUCAUGUUGGCGGCCUACCACCUUCUCCAUACGACAAAUACGGUGUCACGGUAGAAGGAUUGAAGCUACUCUUGAAAAGGCUGCCUAAAAUCGUGGCAUAUGUGAAUGCCAACGAUAUACCUGCGAUAUGUAAAAUCAAUCCAGAUAUACCUGUGGACCGGUUGAAACCUACUGAACAUUUGCAAGUCAUAUCGCUACCUUUGGGAGCGGCUAAUGCUACCACGACGUUACAGUUUUACCAUACUCCAGGACACACACCAGGCUCCCAAUGUGUGCUAGUAGAUGGAUGUAGAUUACUAUCAGGAGACACACUCUUCAUUGGGAGCUGUGGUCGAGUCGAUUUCCCUGAAUCAAACCCUGCUGAUAUGUACACGUCGCUGAAUCAAAUCUUGGGAAGCUUGCCUGAUGAUGUUAUUGUUCUGCCGGGACAUGAUUAUGGUGGAGAGUUCACGACCAUUUUACAAGAAAAGAAACAUGGUCUGUUGCGGCCAUGCUCCAAGGAAGAUUUCUUGACGGCUAUGAACAAGUAG